This is a messenger RNA of Cyprinus carpio (common carp), 2510 nucleotides long. It is a transcript of the gene stmn2a, whose product is annotated as stathmin 2a. Gene Ontology annotation, molecular function: tubulin binding. NCBI's taxonomy places the organism in Eukaryota, Metazoa, Chordata, Actinopteri, Cypriniformes, Cyprinidae. Gene Ontology annotation, cellular component: neuron projection; growth cone; cytoplasm. Gene Ontology annotation, biological process: regulation of microtubule polymerization or depolymerization; microtubule depolymerization; neuron projection development. The record is from RefSeq and is a predicted model, not a curated record.
UGGCCAAUCUGCUGUUGCGCGGACUGGAUCAUAACUAGCCAGCCGCUCCCAUUCCUCGCAUCCCUCCGCGCUCCUCAUUGUGCUCUGCUGACUCAGUGCCUUAAGCAUCCUCCGCUCUCAACGCCACUGGCACAAACCUCGACCAUUGUGGAAAUUAAUACGCAUUCAAGAAGAGACACCAUGGCCAAAACAGCUAUCGCAUACAAGGAGAAGAUGAAGGAGCUGUCCAUGCUCUCGCUCAUUUGCUCCUGCUUCAGCCCACAGACACGCAACAACCUUGUCUGUGAGUUUGAAGAUAUGGAAGUUAAGCCAAUAAACAAAAGGGCCUCAGGCCAGGCCUUCGAGGUGAUUCUGAAACCCCCCUCACCCGUGUCAGACGUGGCCCACAGCAUCACCUCUCCUCCAAAGAAGAGGGAUAUGUCACUGGAGGACAUCCAGAAGAAGCUGGAGGCUGCUGAGAACCGCAGGAGGUCCCAGGAAGCUCAUGUGCUCAAAGUUCUGGCUGAGAAACGUGAGCACGAGAGGGAUGUGCUGCUCAAAGCCAUGGAGGAAAACAGCAACUUCAGCAAGAUGGCAGAGGAAAAGCUGAUUCUGAAGAUGGAGCAGAACAAGGAAAACCGUGAGGCCCAACUGGCAGCCAUAAUGGAACGCCUGCAUGAGAAGGAGCGACAUGCUGCAAUUGUCCGCAGGAACAAGGAGCUGAGGGAAGAACUAAUAGCGUGAAGUUAUUCUUCUCCUCCUCAUACCCUUCAUCAGCCAACCCGUCAUCCUAUCCUGCUCACACACACACUCACACACACACAACCACUGGUAAAAACCAGUCAGAACAACUAGUGUCACACUCGUAUACAGUUUGAACAGUCUUGCUUGAUUUCAUUAUGGAAGCCAGUUUCCGCUACUAAAUAAAAAAUAAAAGGUAAAAGGUAAUUGCGACUUUUUAUCUCACAAUUCUGACUUUUUUUUCUCAGAAUUGCCAUUUCAUAUCUCGCAAUUCUGACUUUAUAUCUCGCAAUUCUGAGAAAACUGCGAGAUAUGAAUUGCGAGAUAUGAACUCACAAUUCUGAGAAAAAAAGACAGAAUUAUAUUUACAUCUCGCAAUUUUAACUUUAUAACUCGCAGUUUCUACUUUAUAACUCGCAACUGCAUGUUAUAAAGUCAGAAUUGCAAGAUAUUAACUCGCAAUUCCGAGAAAAAAGUCAGAAUUGUGAGAUAAAAAGUCGCAAUUACCUUGUUUUAUUUUUUAUUAAGUGGCAGAAACGGGCUUCCAUAUUACAUAGAGUAAUGGGAAGACACAAGUAUUAUUUUGUAAAUACAUCUUUUUUAUCUCUCACUCUUUCUCUCUCUUUUUCUCUAUCUAUCUUUCUGUCUAUCAGAUUGAAUGAUAACAAAUCAAAUGUAUCAAAUCUCCACGAUACAUUAUGUUGAUUCUUUCAUUAUUAUUUGUCGAUUUCUCAGUUGUUUUGGUUGAGGCACGUCUGGUUUGAUCAUGUGAAAGGUUUUUGAUGUUGUGAGUAAGCUGCCCGCUUACGUUUGCAGUGUUAAAUGAUGUGAAGUUCGGUGUAAUUGUGAAGAAUGCAAAAAGCUUCAGUGCUCAGGCCCCAGAUUUCCGUUUUAAAAUGCAAACCUACCCAGACUCAUGAAUAUAUAGUGCACUUACGUUUAUAUACAGCAUGAUCAAGACAUUUUCCUGAACAAAUAGCUUGAAAUAUGAGUACUGAAACAAAUAAAAACAUGUUAAUAGUGUUUCAUUUGUAAGCAAAAUGUAUUUUUAGUUUCUUUGCUUAUUAUCGUUCCAUAAAAUGAAAUAUCACUCUCUUGAAAUGUUACGCACAUCUGCAUGUCGACCUCUUUUGUUGGCUGAUGUUUGGAAACUGCACCCUUUCUGGAACGUUUGGAUGAGAGUCUAGACAGCUUGACAUAGCCUGCGUUAUAUUACAAAAGAAAAGGAAAAAAUAACCAGCCGGUUCUUACCCUGUUGCUCCCUUUGAGCGAGGUUUUCUUUUCGUUGACCUGCCCCGUUCCUCUACAUUGAUUCAGGCCUUCAGCACUCAAGGCUGAUGUUUGUCAUCUGUCUCUAGCAGGAGUAGACAUCUUCAUUAGUGCAGCAGUGUAAUAAAGGGAGUCGUAUAUCUCUGAAUGUUCUGGCAUCUGCCUGGCUUGAUAAAAUAGGUAACAUCUUUACCAGCUGAAUGUAUCCUCAUAUACUCCCAACUACAGCCUUUGACGUGUGACUAUUUUCUAUUUAUUUGAUUUUCUUGCGACUGGAGUGAGUGUGUGUAAGUGUGUGUGUCCACGUUAGGUUGACCGAGCAUUUGUGCCCUUUCUCUCUGGAAGUGAAGUGAUGCGGAAUAUGCACUGAAUGAUUAUGAUUUUACUUGGAUUUGUUUUUCUUAUCACUGUCUCCUCUAUAAAUAUGCUUGAAGUGUCUUCGGCUGCCAAAAUGGUCUUUUCCCCCUCUCAUUUCUGUGUGUGCAAAAUUUGGUGAAAAUAAAGGUUUGGGGUUCUGUGAA